Trichophyton verrucosum HKI 0517 is the source of this 927-nucleotide messenger RNA. RefSeq lists its product as uncharacterized. The coding region runs from base 1 to 927 and encodes 308 amino acids. The record is from RefSeq and is a predicted model, not a curated record. NCBI's taxonomy places the organism in Eukaryota, Fungi, Ascomycota, Eurotiomycetes, Onygenales, Arthrodermataceae. Gene Ontology annotation, molecular function: oxidoreductase activity. The transcript has 2 exons.
AUGCCUGCGUCCGUUGCAAUCGUGACUGGCGGCGCCGGCGACAUCGGCCAGGCCAUCGCCCGCAGGCUUAGCGACUCCCACGACCGGGUGGUGAUCCUCGACCACGACGGCAGCAGACUCGACGCAGCCCUCGCAGCCCUCGCCAGCGACAAGUUCGAGCGCUGUCUCUGCGACAUCACCGACAGCUCGCAGGUAGCCGGCCUGCCUCGCCGCAUCUUCGGCCCAGAGGAGGACGCAGGCCCGGACGGCGGCGCUGCUGCGGUGCUGCGGACGCUGGUCAACAACGCCGGCGGCUCAGCAGCCUACAGCCUCCACGAGACCUCGCCGCAGGCCUGGCAGCGCGAGACGGCCCUCAACCUCGACGCAGCGUUCCUCUGCUUCAACGCCUUCGAGGCUCACCUCAAACGCUCGCGCGGCUCCGUCGUCAACAUCGCCUCCGUCAACGGGCUGGCCGUCUACGGGAACCCGGCCUACAGUGCCGCAAAGGCCGGCCUCGUCCACCUCACAAGGUCCAUCGCCGUGGAGUACGGCCGCUUCGGCAUUCGAGCCAACGCAGUCGCCCCUGGCACCGUCCGGACCGCCGCCUGGACCGCCAGACAGCAGGCCAACCCGCAGGUCUUCCGUGAUGUCGCGCAGUGGUACCCGCUCAACCGCAUCGUCGACCCGGAGGACGUGGCUCAUGCUGUGGCUUUCCUCGCCAGCGAGCACGCCGCGGCCAUCACGGGGAAAGCUUGUGCUGAGCCUCUAGAACUUAUAACCAACCAACUAUCAUUCUCUGGGGCCGAACGGAGAAUCCGAAAGGCAGCGGCUGAGGCAGAGAGACAGCAAAGGGCAGCAACGGAGAGAGAAGAGAGACUCAAAAAAGGGAUACAUGGAAACAGGAUACCCCAUAUCUACUACGGAGUACACAUAUGGACGCCUCACUAA